This is a messenger RNA of Trichoderma reesei QM6a, 1827 nucleotides long. RefSeq lists its product as uncharacterized. The transcript is spliced from 3 exons. The record is from RefSeq and is a predicted model, not a curated record. The coding region runs from base 1 to 1827 and encodes 608 amino acids. NCBI's taxonomy places the organism in Eukaryota, Fungi, Ascomycota, Sordariomycetes, Hypocreales, Hypocreaceae. Gene Ontology annotation, molecular function: serine-type peptidase activity. Gene Ontology annotation, biological process: proteolysis.
AUGUUAGUCAAGAAGAAACAAGUCUCGUCCGACUACGGCUUCUGGCAUUCGCCAAUCUCCGCCGACUUUGUUGUUUCCAAAGUCCGGUCCCUCAUCGCUCCUCGUGUUUGUGUAUACGAAUACGGUGCCGGCUUAUACGACGUGCUACCCGACGGCCGGCUCAUCUUCUCCGACCAAGACAACGCAGUGAGGAUCCUGGAGCCGGACGCCAAAUACUCCUCCGUUUUGCUCAAGUCUCCCGUCCUGCGAUACUCGAGCUUCCACGCAAACACAAAGACCCCCUGGGUGCUCGCCAUCGAAGAGGACCACACCGAGGACACGCCGGCCAAGAUCAGGAACCAUCUCGUUACCAUCAACAUCCUGACGGCUAAAGUCAAGAGAAUCGUCACUGGUGCCGACUUUUACUAUCUGCCGCAGUCCAAUGCGGAUGGAAGCAGGAUUGCUUGGCUCGAAUGGAACCACCCGGGGCUCUUCAUUGACGCCUGCAAGCUGUACGUUGCUGAUUUCCAUCUGGAUGGCACUAUCAGCCGUGUCCGCCACGUCGCUGGCGGAAACGGCGAGAGCACGACCGAGCCUCGAUGGGGCGUGGACGGAGCUACUUUGUUCUUUGCUCAGGAAACUGGUGGCUAUCGCCAGCUGUUCAGGCUCAAUCCCGGUAGUGCCUCUCCCAGCAAGAUCCAGCUCAGGGGCUUGGAGACUUCAGAGUUGGGCGAAAUCAGCUUCUUCGAGGGCAGCCGUACGUUUGCCCCCGUCACGGAAAGGUAUCUGGCAGCAGUCGGAACGUCCAAUGGCACGUGUCGCCUCCUCAUCAUCGAUCUCAACGACAACUCGUGGCGAGAGGCUGCUGAUGGAGACGUUCUCUGUCGAAUCGGUUGGGAUGCCGUUGUUCGAUUCGACGACUCUCACGUCCUUGUAGUCGGCACCGGGACUGACGUUCCCCAGGCAGUUCACAAGGUCAACGUUCACCAGCCGGAACGCAGCAAGAUCCUGCGCCUCUCGAUUGACGAGCAGUUUCCCAAGGCCCUCAUUGCCCAGCCCGACCCCGUCUGUAUCUCCUCCAAGGGCUUCCCGAACCAUACCAUCUACGGCUUCUUCUGGGAACCCACCAGCGACAAGUACGAAAUCGACCUGAGCGUCCCAUUCCCGCUCAUCAUCAACGCCCACGGCGGCCCAACCGGUCACGCAGGCCCCGGACUCUCAUACAGGAUCCAGUACUUUACCUCUCGAGGCUAUGGCUACUUUGCCAUAAACUACACGGGCUCGACCGGGUACGGACGAGACUUCCGCAACGCCCUAUGGGGGAAUUGGGGCCAUGUUGAUGCCGCUGAUGUCGAUGCUGCAGCAAGCUGGUUCGGCCAGAUCAGCGCCAUCGGGAACAUUGGCAUCACCGGCAUCAGCGCUGGUGGCUAUAAUACCCUGCAGUGCCUGACGCGGUUCCCCAAUACAUUUGCUGGCGGAGUUUGUGCCUCUGGCAUCUCAGAUCUGAAAAAGUUCGAUGAGAAGACGCACAAGCUGGAGUCGCACUACACGCAGGCACUCACCCUUCCCAAGGACGCAAAUGACAAGGAGCGAGACGACAUCUACAGAGAGCGCAGUGCGCUUUACAAUGUCGAAAAGAUCAAGUCUCCCCUGUUGCUGCUGCACGGCCAAGAAGACACAGUUGUGCCCCUGGAACAGGCGCGGUUGAUGGCGGCGUCGCUUGAGGAGAAGGGGAAAGAUGUCAGGCUUGUGGAGUUUCCAGGGGACGGACACAUGCUUGCUCACCCGGAGAGUGCAAAAGGAUGGCUGGAGGAAGAGGAGAAGUGGUGGAGGAAGACUUUGCUCUGA